UGCAUAGGGACCAAAUGAAAGGUGCCCACAGCUGCUGGAACAGCAGGACAGCAGAAGUGAGGGCGAGAAAGCUGCUGGGUUGGGGUUACAUCAGUGCUUCUUUCCUUAUAGGGCAGACAGUUCCGGGUUGGCAGGAGGCACACAUAGCAAGCACUGCAAGCACAGGAGGCAUUGCAAGCACUGCAAGCACUGCAGGCACUGCAGGCACCACAACCAGCCGGCCCCCCUCCAGCAUCACGGACCCCCACAGCCCCCCAGGGCUCCAGGCACGACUGCACUUCUCACCUUGGGUUGCGAAUUCGUAAAGCUGCUGCAGAAUGUUUAAAAAAGUCACCCAAAAAGUAGCAAAGCAAAUGGAUCCCAAAGGAGACCUGGUUCCUGUCCACAGCAUCUCAGACCAAGACCACUUCAGGCUGCUUUGCCUGGUUCGAAGGAAGAGGAAAGCCAGAUUCCGCCCAUUUCCCUCCUACAGAAGGACAGAAUUCCAGCUCCACGACGUGCUGCUGCCUGCGGAGGAGAAGGACAGCGUUGAGUCCCUCCUUCCCAGCACUGAGAGCCACAGCACAGGGGAGUUCACAACCAUGGGAAGCAUCAGAGACAGCGUGGAUGGGAGCCUCAGCAUCCCCAGUGAGCCUGCAGAAGUAGAACUGGGAGGAGGUGCCUCGGUGUCCAAGCAGUGGCACGUCAAGCUGGAAAAGAAGCACAUCCUGGUACCCAAACUUGAGGCACUGAGAGAGGAAAGGAAAAUCAACAUGAAGCACACCUUCAUCGAGCAGCUGAGGAAGGCCAGGCAGAACUUAUAUGUGAUCCAUGAAACGAUAGAGACCUCAGAGGAGGCCCGAUACGAGGAAUCCACGGAGGCGGAGGCGAAGCUCAUGGCUCAGCUUUACGCCAAGUUCUCUGCUAAGGGCACCACCGGGAGCAAACAGAGCAUAACCAUCCCCAGGGGCUGCACGCUGGCCUUCAGGGCGAUGCAGCUGACCAUCGGGGACGCAGCGUGGGGUAUCAACCACUUUCCAGAGAAUAAUCAACCAACGUUUGAGUCUGACGGUUUUGCACACAGAGAAGUAGAUGCACUGGAGAAAGAAGUCAAGGAGAAGUGUCACGUUCUGUCCCAGCUGGCUGAUGAGCUGAAUGCCAUCGUUGUGAAGUCCAUCAAAGCUGUGAUGAGAGACAGGAACCUCCUGGAGGAGCUGAGCGAGAAGGUGGAAGCAGUCCUCGAUGACCCUGAUAACUGUGAGCUGACAACACAGAGCCCAGAUUUGGACGUUCUGCUCCGCACACUUCGGAUUUCUGCCCGCUGUGAUCUCCUCAGCCUGACAGAAGCCAUCUCCUACACUCUGGAUGCCUUCACUGAGUUAACAGAGGAUCAGCUGCUGCUACUGCUGGAGUCUUGGGAAGUGAAGAUUGUGCCCCAACAGCUUAAACUGGUGAGGAGCAUCCUGGAGCCGAAGGCAGAGCACAGCACUGCUGCUGGUUUGCUCUCCUCCUUCAGCCAGCAGCAGCAGCAGCAGCAGCUGACCACGGCAGUGCUGGAGAUGAGCGGGGUGGAGCUGCAGGGGAGCAGCGCUGCUGUCUGUAAAAAGGAAAACUUCCCAUCCCUGGCAGCUCUGUACGCAGCCCUGCAUGCACUGCACUACCUGAGUGCAUCCUGAUGGGCGAUGCGGGUCCCCCUGUUUGGGCUGAUUGAAAGGGAAUUACCUGAUACGAUUAAAAAGCAAUUCCACAGAGUUUCUUUAUUCAAGUUGCAAGCACAGCAAGGUGGUUCGGUUCGGUUUGGUUUUGAAGAGCUCACUGCUCCUUUUCCCACUCGAUUCCAAGCAGGCUUAAAGCAACAGAACUAACAGAGCCCGAAAGCUGGGUGCCAGCAGUGCUUUUGUCCCCAUUCAAAGCGCAGUAGGGAAGGAGGCGCCCCGCAGCCUGGCGGCCGCUCGCCCCCCUCACCGUCACACGCAGCUCCGGGGCCGGGGAGCGCCGCGCCGCCAGCUCCGAACGCGGCCACGUGCUUCCGCGCAGGCAGCAAGCGAGCGCGCAUGCGCCGCGAAAGUGACGAAAGCAGCCGA
Molecule: messenger RNA, 2063 nt
Organism: Lagopus muta (rock ptarmigan)
Lineage: Eukaryota; Metazoa; Chordata; Aves; Galliformes; Phasianidae
Gene: GSDMA
Product: gasdermin A
Exons: 10
Coding region: 318-1655 (445 amino acids)
Biological process (GO): defense response to bacterium; pyroptotic inflammatory response
Molecular function (GO): phosphatidylinositol-4-phosphate binding; phosphatidylinositol-4,5-bisphosphate binding; phosphatidylserine binding
Source: RefSeq, a predicted model, not a curated record